GGCUGGAGGGCGACGGGCAGUGCUACUGCUGCCUGGCAGUCCGCCAGCGUUAGGCAGCGGCCGGGGAGACGUUCAGUGCCCUGGCGCCUUGGUUCCUUCCCGACGGGUUUCCUGCCCGUUGGAGGAGCGGGCGGUGCGGGUGGCAGCGGUGCUUUCCUCAGCCCCAAGUACCGGGGCUGCUCGCCGGCUCCGUGCCCGGCCGUUCGGUGUGCUCGCCGCGUGACGUGGGAUGGUUGUGGACGAUAAUAAAAGCUUAUUUUUUGAGGGAAAAGCCUCGGCGUGUGCUGGUGGCUGGGGAGAUACCAGCCGGGCGGUGGGCCCCGUGCUGUGGCGGAGCCGUUCGGUGCGGUGCGUCACUCGGUUGAACGGCUCUGGGGCUCUUCCAGUAGUGACACCACGGGAUGAGCGUUUCUCUUCAGCCUCUCUGUUCUCUUCCUGCGGCGUCCGCAGUUAUUUCUGAGCGGUUCUUCUGCUGUUGCUGUACGGGUUUGAUAACUGGGGGGGCGGAGGAACUUCUUUCGUGGCUGAGCAAGCCUUCUCUGCAUUGCUGAGACACUGGAUACUGGUUUCUUUAUAACAAGGAAAAUCUGAAUUCCUGUAACACUGAGGAUGGGGAAGGAUUAUUAUUCUAUUCUGGGAAUUGAAAAAGGGGCUUCUGAAGAAGAUAUCAAAAAGGCUUACAGAAAGCAAGCCCUUAAAUGGCAUCCAGAUAAGAACAAGUCUGCCCAUGCAGAGGAAAAAUUCAAGGAGAUUGCAGAAGCUUAUGAAGUGCUGAGUGAUCCCAAAAAGAGAGACAUUUAUGAUCAGUUUGGGGAAGAAGGUCUGAAAGGAGGAGCUGGAGGACCUGAUGGACAGGGUGGUACCUUCCGGUAUUCCUUCCAUGGUGACCCGCAUGCUACAUUUGCAGCUUUCUUUGGUGGCACAAAUCCUUUUGAGAUCUUCUUUGGAAGGAGGAUGCCUGGUGGCAGAGACACUGAAGACAUGGAGGUGGAUGGUGAUCCAUUUGGAUCCUUCACUAGUUUCAGUAUGAAUGGUUUUCCAAGGGAAAGGAAUACAGUGGGUAGCCAGUUACGUCGUAAACAAGAUCCCCCUGUAAUUCAUGAGCUUAAGGUGUCAUUGGAAGAGAUAUAUCAUGGCUGCACAAAACGAAUGAGGAUUUCACGUAAGAGGCUGAACCCAGAUGGUAGAAGUGUCCGAACAGAAGACAAAAUUCUCACUAUUGAGAUAAAAAGAGGAUGGAAAGAAGGCACCAAAAUCACUUUUCCAAAAGAAGGUGAUGAAACACCCAACACAAUUCCAGCUGACAUUGUUUUUAUCAUAAAAGAUAAACCUCACUCUCAUUUCAAGAGAGAUGGAUCAAAUAUUGUCUAUCCUGUUAAGAUCAGCUUAAGGGAGGCAUUGUGUGGCAGCGCUAUCAAUGUGCCGACAAUAGAAGGAAGAACCAUACCCAUGACAGUAAAUGAAGUUGUAAAGCCUGGGAUGAGAAGAAGAAUUAUAGGAUACGGUUUGCCAUUUCCUAAAAAUCCUGACCAACGUGGAGACUUAAUUAUAGAGUUUGAAGUAAUUUUCCCAGAUAACAUUUCUCCAGCAUCAAAAGAAGUACUUAGGCGAAAUCUUCCAGUUUCAUAAAAUAAAGACUAUGUCAGCUGUUUAAGCAGGACACUGGAAAUGCAGAAGACUGGCAAGUCUGUGCUUUAAAAGUGCAAUGUAUAACAACUAGUGGAAUAUUUGUUGUUUUUUUUGUUUGUGGGUUGGGUGGGGGGAAAUACUGUAAUGCUGCAUGAGAAGAAAAGAGUUAAGUACAAGUCAUGCAGAUGACUUCUGCAGUAUAAUUUACAGGGAAAACCACUCAUUUUAUUUUAGGUCUUCCUAAUCAGAAAAGCUUAUUCAGUAUUUUGCUUAAUAUAAAGUGUAGUCAGUUCUUACAAAGCCAAUGCAUAUUCCUGAUAAAGUACUUGAGCCACCAAGUGCUUUAUUUCUUAUAUCCCUACUCUAUCUAUAAUGUUAACAGUUUAUACAGAAAUUGGACAUAGUAGUGGAAAUGUACACAUGUGAAUAUUUUAAAUUACAAAGCAGUAAAGAUACUGUUUGGCAUGUUGCUUUCCAUUGCACAAAGCGUAAACUGGAAGAAUUGGCUUGGACUCCUAAAUUGCCCCCCAGUGAAAUGAAAGCAUCUUCUUUGUUGCCUCAGAAUGUGAGAGAACUACAUUGCAAGUCUAGGAAAGGGCAUGUAGCUUGAGGAGAAAGUAGCCAUUUGUUGUGUAGUUCCUCAUGCUUCAGGCAGAACAGCAAGAAAGGAUUCUACAAGUACAUAUACAGCAAGUGUGGGCCUGCUGUCAAAUGGGACAGGGAAACUGGGUGACAAAUGGAGAAGGUUGAGGUACUCAGUGCCUUCUUUACCUCAAUCUUUACCAGUAAAACAGUCUUUACCAGGAGUCCCACCCCCUGAAACUAGAAGGGAAUCCUGAAACAAGGAAGAGGUAGUCUCAGUGGUAGUGAACCAAGAUAGAGGUGCAUUUCAGCCAGAUAUACAGAAGUCCAUGACACCUGCAGAAGUGAAUCUAGCUAGUGCCAUUGCAAGGCCUCUUAGUUUUGCUUUAAGAAAGGCUUCUGUAGACUGGUAAGAAGCAAGUAUCACUCCUAUCUUCAAGAAAAACAAGAGAAGACACAAGACUGUCAGCCUUAAUGCAGUCCCUGGGAAGAUGAGGAAGAGUAUCUUCCCAGAAAGCAUUUCUGAGCACAUGGAAGAUAGUAAGGUGAUUGAAGAAAGAUUUAGAAAAGGGAAAUCAUCCUUGACCAACUUGAUUUCAGUCUACAGUGAGGUGAUUAGCUUGAUGGACAGUGGGAAAACAGUCUGUGUUCUUUACCUUGACUUUAGUAGGCAAAUUGGCGAAGUACAGGAUAGAUAAGUGGAUAGUGAGAUGAAUUAAAAAGAGACAGAAUGAGUGGGCACAGUGGGUUUGUUAUCAGUAUCACAAAGUCCACUUGGAGGUAAGUCACUAGUGGAGUGCACAAAGGCUGAAUACUGUGGCCAGUACAAUUCAACAUCUUUGCUAAAGACCUGGAUGAUGGCAUGGAAUGCACCUUCAGUAAGUUUGCACGUCAUACUGAAUGGUGAGGAGUGGCUGAUAACACCAUGUUGAUUGUGCUGGUCUUAAGAGGGGCUUUGGUCCAAAGAACUGUACAGAGGAAGAGUCUAAUGAGUUAAAAAUCUUGCUCCCUGAAGAAUUACCUAGGCACCAGUAUGGCCUUGGGGCUCACUGUCUGCAAAGCAAUUUUGUUGAGAAAGGGCUUUGAGGUCCUGGCAGACAGCAGACUGGCCAUGCAUCCUUGCUGCAAAACAGGCUGAUGGUAUCCUGAGUUGCACUGGGAAGCUUUGCAAGCAGAGUGAGGGAGAUAAUCCUUCUUUCCUACUCCUCACUACUGGGGCUGCAUUUGGCAUGCUGUGUCCGGUUGUAGUCUCCCAAGUAGAAGGAAGACAGUGGCUUGAUGGAACAAGUCUAUGAGAGACUGAGAGAACUGGAACUCUUCAGUCUGGAAUACAGAAAGCUCAGAGGGAUGUUAUCAAUGUGUGCAAGUAUCUGGAAGGAGGGAAUGAGGAGAAGGGAGCCAGACUCUUCUCAGUGACACCCAGUGUUUGGACAGGAGGCAUGGAGGCAACUUAAUACACGUUAAACUCCACUUGAGCACAAGGAAAUAUUGUUUAUUGGGUUUUUUUGUUAGUACGUUUUUACACUGUGAGUGUGGUCACAGAGAUUGGAGAGACUAUGGAGCCUCCGUCCCUGGAGAUUCUCAAAGCCUAACUGAAUGCAGUCCUGGACUGCCUGUUCUAGCUGACCAUGCUUGAGGAGAUUUGGGUGAUCCUCAGAGGUCCCUUCCAACCUGAAAGAUUCUGUGGACACUGACUUAGCAAUUUUCAACAGACAGUGUUAAGGACCACACUCUGCAAAUGAGGCUUAGCCCAAAGGUGGGUGGUGCUGAUGUGACAGUUUGAAUCUAUAGAGUAGGUUUUUGUGUGGAAAGAUGAAUAAAGAACACUGUAGAAGUGUACUGUAGAGCAGAUAUUUAAAGAUCAUGCUGAUCUCAAGUUCAGACUUGGAAAACAAUGCAGAUUUUACUUCAGUGAAGGAGAAUCCCAGGUCCUAUCUAAAGAGAAGUCUACUCAAGGCAUAAAAUAGGAUAGGGGUUGCCCAUAAACUUCUACAUGCUUGCAUUGAGUCUUUUCUGAAUAUGAUUUACUUAUCUUUAUAGUUAAAAAGUGCAUAGGGAAAAGGAAAGCCCUCUGUAAUAGUCUAGUUUUAUAAUAUAGUAAUAGGGCUGGUUCCCUUCAUUUUGGUGGAAGAAAUGCUUUGCAGAUUUGUUCUUGUUGCUUGAGUUUAAAAUCUUAGUAGAGUGCUUUAGCAACAGUUUCAAAGAAUGUUUUUCUUCGUAAGAAGAAAAUAUAUAGGAUUUGCUGUUAGCCUUUUGACUGUGUAAACUCAGUAGUUACCUGCUUUGUUAGGUAGCUUAAGAAAUAGCAGUAUUACCUUCAUAUAAAAAUGCUUUUCUGUGGGAAAGUAAAUAACAUGAAAGUUGGGAUUCAAUUUACAAUAGCUUUUUAAUGAGCAUAAAAAUUCCAUUUUUGUUACUCAAAGAAAUAGAACUUCUGGGAGAUACUGUUCAAAUAAUUUUUCAACUGCUGAUCUCUGUACAUUUUCAGUUAUAGUCCUACAACUGCAAUAGAUCUACAAGGAACUAAACAAUUGGUGGAGCAGUAUCAUAAGGGGAAAACUUAACUGCUUAAUGUUUAUGCAUAUUGUUAACACUAUAUUGUUUGUUUAAAAAAUUCCCAAUAUGUUCUGUAUUGCAUUUCUUAUGUGGUUUUUAAGUAAAAAGUGUAAAGUUGUUUUUUCAUUUUCUCUCAUCUUUUGUUAUAAUGGCAGAAGCUAAAAUCUGUGAAAUUUAAGUGUAUAAUCCUAAAAUAUGUGUAUGUUACUUUAAAAGUUAAUGGAAUUGAAAUUUUGUAAUCCAGGAUCUUGUAACAAUAGUCUAACUUGUUUAAAAAAAAAAACAAAACAAACACCUUUCUGCAACUGAAACUAUUUCAUGUAACCAUUUUCAGGUAAGAAGAGUAGUGUUAAAUUGAGGAUUUGCAGUAUCCUGUGUAUAUGUACAGUAUCCUGUACAUAUGCCUUUAGAGGCAUGUGUACAGCAAACUACUUUUUUUCCCCAUUUUCAUGCUCAAAAUACAGAACUAUAGGACUAGUAUGAUUUUUUUAAUGGAGAGAUAACAAAGCAUACAUUUCAAAAAAUAGCACGUGGAAUUACUUCAGAAUGUGAGAGAGAGCAUUAAUCCAGGAUUUGCAAGAAAGAAGCACACUUUUAAUACUGAAACAUUAAAAGCUAUGUUUUAAAAACCACUUGAUUAUUUUUAGUAAAGGCUAUGUGGGAGACAGCAGGUGACUGAGUAUUUGCCUCUAUCUUUAAAUACUAAAAUACAUGGAAAUGAAUUAACAUUCAUGAAGUUGGGAGGACAAUGAUAUUUUUAUAGUCUCCCGAGGGUUGUUUAAGUGCCAUACACAGCAAAAGCCAUUUGGUUAUUUCAGAGAAGUUCAUUCUUAGACUUUCUGAUGUCAUGAGGAUAUUAGCAUUCCAUUGUUUUAUUCCAGUAUUCCUUGUAUAAUUGAAAACUAUGUAAAGCCUAUUUGUGGUGUGUUGAGGAAGUGCUGUGGCUUUGAGAUGGUUUUGAAUAAUGACCUGUUUUCUUGGUAGGGAAGUAACAUGUUUUGUAGCUGGGGUUGGGUCUCUGCUAUUAUUUUUAUCACUUUCGUCUUUUAACUUUGUGGAUGCUUACUCCCAUUUAUUUUUUAUGGAGUGGAAGUAGACUUCAUUUGUGUGUCCUCUUUUAGCAUUCACCCUCUACUUUAAGUGUGACUAUCAGUCCAAACAUUAGAAACAAUGCUGAAAAUGAGCAACGUGUAUUAUGAUAGUUGGUGAAAUGAGGUUAGCAGUGUUUUGAGUCUCAGGUGUGAUAGUUCUAGUAUUUUUAGAAGGUGCUCAAAAAUCCAGGCGUAGGGAGACAUCUCUAAGGUUGAUACAUAGUACAGUGAGUAAAUAAAGAUCUGAAAAUGGUUGUGUCUUCAAUGCCAAUGAGCCAAAGCAUAUCUAAGGAAGUAGUCUAUAGUUGGCUUGGUUGUAAAGACACUGGUUGAGCUAUGCACAUAAAACUGUCUACCUUGCAUAGUUUUGCUUAGAUACUGGAGGAGAGAAUGUCACCAACUUGAUCCAGUUGUAUUUUGGAUAAUCUAUCAGUGGCUGUGGAUUAAUUUUUCUGUAGGAUCUGUACAAAAAUAAAAUUGGCACCCUAGGAGGUGGUGAUGUAUUUGGCCAAGAGUGAGUUCUACUUAGUAGGUGCCACUAUCACCAUGCUUGUGUAAACCAAAUUUACCUUAUUUUAAUUAGUCAUGCUUUGUGUUAAUAAUAUCUUGAGACAAACUGGCUGACGUACAUUCUGAGCUAAGAGAAAAACAACAGUGGUUUCCAAAGGUUGUUUUCCUUGGCCUUUACUGAGAUUGUAUGUCCUUACCCUUAUCUACAUCCUUUUUUAUUCUUUGUCUAUAUUUAUUGAGUGUUUCAAAAUGUUUUAAUUCCCCAAACCUUUAAGUCUUAAGAUGUUUUUUUCUACUUCAUAGUGGCUUGGUGUUUAUUGAGAUCCAUUUAUUGUGUAAAUACUGAAAGUAGAGGGCUACUGUUGCUCCCCUUGUGUCUAGCAACUCUGUGUGCUUGUUUUUUUCCCACUCUAAGUGCUGUCCUACCCAAGCAACAGUCUUGUUAGUCAUGCCUGAUUGCUUUAUCAAGGAGAAGCUAUCUUCACGCUUGCUGCCCUCCAUGAUUAGAAAAAUCAAUAUCCACCGAGCUGGAUAUUGGUGGACUUUCAUAGGAUGCUCUCAUCUAGUUGCAAUUUUUUAUGUGCCAGAGGUAAAAUAUGAAUAUUUGGUGUGGUAUGGCCGUACUCUCAGGAGGCCGGUAAGAUCUGGUAGUGGAGUUCAUUCCUUUUCUGUCACAGACAAAAUUCUGUUCAAGCUCCUGGCUUGAAAAUUGUAUUUUAUCCUCUGUUUUCUCAAACGGUCUUGUUUUGUAGCAUGACUAGGAAACUUCAGUUUCAUUUCUGUUAAUACUUUUUUUAUUUAAAUAGCUGAUCUCAAGGUACUACCACUAAACUUACAAAGAGCAGCUCUGUUUUCUUUCAACCUUAGUUUCAUUAGACUAAGCAAGAUAUAAUCCUGUAAUAUCUUAUAAAACAGGUUCUUUGUUCUCUAGUCAAAAUCCUUUUAAGCAGUUACUUCAUUUAGAAUGUGAAUGACCAGAAAGAUAAGAAUUGUUGCGGGUAAGAACUCCUUAAGUCAUAGAUGCAUAUAUCAUUUGUAAUGAAACUGUUUUGUAUACGCUGCUGGUACAUUACAGUAGAACACUGUUGCAUUUCAUCCUUAGUAGUAUGACUCAGCUCUGUUCCAGAUGCUUUCUUCACAGGUGUGGCUUUUGCAUGCCGUAGUUCUUGCAUCCAAAGUGCUAUAGCUGAGCAGUGUGAUAACCUGCAUUGUGCAGUAUACUCACAGCAUAAAAGGAAUAUAACCAAUUCUUCUCUUUUUAGUGUGUGGUUUUACUUUCUAAAACCAUGGCAAAUAACGAGUAACAUUUUAAUUUAAAUGAUUAACUUUCUGCAGUGUGACUAAAAAUGCAAUUUAAGUUGUUUUUGUGUCCCAGCUUUCCUGAACCACUGAAAGCUUAUUUGAAUUCAUGACCUAGUUAUGAAUUCCUUACUUACUGUAAUUAUUGUGGGCAGAUAUUUUCCUAGUGGGUACACAUUCAAAGAAGCCUGAGAGUAGGACUGCUUAUAGUUGGAGAAGAUGUCUUGUGCCCAUUGUAGGCUUAUUUUUCUUUGAGGUUCUCAGCAGUCUUGACUCAUUUCUAGGUCCACAGAUCACUCAGUCCACACUGGUUAAACCUGAGUGGUUGAAGCUCCUAAUUCAUGAUCAGAAUGAUAUUAAUAAAUAGCAUUUGCAGCUCAUCAAAAAACAAGUUCAUGUAGCACAUGCAAAACAAGCUGUUGAAUUUUUCCUAGUGAUUUCUUCCCAAAGCUGGAAGCUGUUAAUGGUGACAGCGUAGAUACUGUCCUAGGUUUGGCUUUAAAGAAAAACAUAGCAUGUGUGUAGUUUUCUCUUCUGAUUUAAGGAAAAAAAAAAA
This is a messenger RNA of Numida meleagris (helmeted guineafowl), 8223 nucleotides long. RefSeq names its product DnaJ heat shock protein family (Hsp40) member B4 (gene DNAJB4). Lineage: Eukaryota; Metazoa; Chordata; Aves; Galliformes; Numididae. The record is from RefSeq and is a predicted model, not a curated record. Gene Ontology annotation, molecular function: protein-folding chaperone binding. Bases 610 to 1629 code for a protein of 339 amino acids. Gene Ontology annotation, cellular component: cytosol. The transcript has 4 exons.